AUGAAGUACUAUGUGGACCUGGAAUGGAUUUGUCGCGGACUCGUCUGUCUGGGUGUUAAACACUGGUCACGCUUUGAGCAAUCGGGAGAACGAGAGGGACUUGACAGGUCUAUUUCUUAUUGGCGCAUUGCGUUGGGCCUUUGUCCUGAAAGUCAUCCAAGUCGCAACGAAAUAUGCAGCAAUCUUGGAAAUGCGCUUUUUUUGAGGUUCGAGAAUUUCGGCAAUAUAGACGAUCUACAUGAGGCAGUUGAUUGCCAUCGUGUUGUUCUGGAACUUCGACCACAUGGCCAUCCAGAGCGUUAUCUCUCUCUUAACCAACUUGCGGUUGCCCUUCAUACCCGAUUUGAGCAGGAUGGUCAGACAACAGACCUCGACGAGGCCAUCGAAUAUCAUCGUGCUGCCCUGGAACUUCGCCCCACUGGCCAUCUCGGUCAUUCCGAUUCUCUGAAUAAUCUUGGAAAUACUCUUUAUGCUCGAUUUAAACUGCAUGGACAGAAAAUAGACCUUGACGAAGCUGUCGAGCAUCAUCGUACUGCCCUCGAGCGUCGUCCCAAUGGCCAUCCCAAUUGUCCCGUGUCUCUUGAUAGCCUUGCAAAUGCUCUUUCAGCUCGAUUUGAACGGCAUGGUCAGCUGGGAGACAUCGACGAGGCCAUCAAGUAUCAUCGUGCUGCUCUAGACCUUUGCCCUGCCGGCCAUUCCAAUCGACCGCCAUUUCUGUUGAACCUUGCAAGCACCCUCAGAAUUCGAUUUGAUCAGCAUGGUCAAACCACAGAUCUUGAUGAAGCAAUCGAGCAUCUCCGCACUGUUCUGGAACUUUUCCACGUUGGUCAUCCAUAUCAUUAUGGAUCUCUGAGUAGCCUUGCAGGUACCCUUCAAACGCGAUUUGAACAGUAUGGUCGGAUGAAAGAUCUUGACGAGGCCAUCAAGCAUCAUAGUACCGUUCUAAAGCUUCUCCCAGACGACCAUCUCUGGCGAUCCAUGAUGCUUAGUAACCUUGGAACUGCUCUUAGCAUUCGGUUUGAACAGUAUGGACAGACAAUAGACCUUGAUGAAGCUAUCAAAUAUCAUUGUACUGCCUUGGAGCUUUGUCCUGACAGCCAUCUCGAUCGAUUCACAUUUCUUCAUAACCUUGCAAAUGCCCUUCGAAUUCGAUUUGUGCAGUAUGGUCGGACAAUAGACCUCGAUGAGGCCAUCAACCAUAAUCGUGCCGCCCUUAAACUCCUCCCAGACCGCCAUCCCGAUCGAUCCAUGUCUCUUAGUAACCUUGGAACUGUCCUUCAUACCCGAUUUGAGCAGGAUGGUCAGACAACAGACCUUGAUGAGGCCAUCGAGUAUCAACGUGCAGCCCUGGAACUUCAGCCUGUCAGCAGCCCUGCUUAUUCCGGAUCUCUGAAUAACCUCGCGCUUUAUCUUCGAACUCGGUUUGAACAACGUGGACAGAUUGCAGACCUCGACGAGUCCAUCGAGAAUAAUCGCGCUGCCCUGGAACGUCUCUCCGUUGAACAUCCUGAUCUUCCCAAGUCUCUGAAUAACCUUGCACUCUCCCUUCGAACUCGAUUUAAGCAGAAUGGACAGACUACAGACCUCGAUGAGGCUAUCAGGCAUCUUUAUGCUGCCUUGAAAUUUUGGCCCGUCGGCCAUCCCAAUCGCUCUGGAUUACUGGCGAACUUAGGUCUUUCGUUGUUCCGUCGAUUCGACCAGUCUGGCCUCAUGGAGUGUUUUGAUGAGUGUAUACAAUUACUCGAACAUGCUUCCGUGCACAGAUUUUCAAGCUUGAUUGGGCGUCUCAAGAUCGCCGAUCUAUGGGCUAAGAUUGCUCGGAAAUAUUCUCACCACACCACGUCUAAUGCCUACAGGGAAGCAAUGAUGCUUCUACAACGUAUCCUUGUUAUUAGUCCCAGUCUUCCAGCACAACACGACUUCCUUAACGAGAAAAGCGACUACAUAUCGCUGGCAUUAGACGCAGUAGCCUAUGCUGUAGAUAAAAAUAGACUUGAAGAGGCUAUAGAGAUACUUGAGCAAGGAAGGGGCUUACUCUGGUCACAGAUGCGCGGACUUAGGGCACCUCUAGAUGGCCUUGCAGAAGUGAACAAAGAGCUUGCUGACAGAUUCAGUGACAUUAGUUGUCAGCUGGAGAACCUUGCAAUGUCACCUACAGAGUCGCAGCUAAAGAGACGGCUCUCUACCGAGCAAGAGGAGCUCAUCGGCGAGAUACGGCGAAUUCCUGGGUUCCAGAGCUUUCUUGAAGCCACACCAUUUAAUGUACUCCAACAGGCAGCCUCAGAGGGUCCUGUCAUUGUGGUCAAUCACAGCAAGUAUCGAUCCGAUGUGCUUAUUGUUCCCUCACAUGAAGACAAGCCGGUUGCUUGUAUUCCAUUAGAUGGAAAGUUCUACAAGGAUAGCACUGAGUUGUGUGCCAAGCUUGUGGGAACGCGCACGAUCUCUGGGGCUUACUCUGCAGAAUAUGAUCAGAUGCUCCGACAAGCGAUGAGGACCUUGUGGGAUAGGGUUGUCUCCAAAGUCGUCGAUAAACUAAACGAGCUCGGAAUUGCCGAAGGAUCGCGCAUUUGGUGGUGCCCUACAUCCGUGCUGUCUGCGCUCCCUUUUCAUGCUGCAGGUCCGUUCAUGGACGAAGACGGUACGGCGGCGUAUCUAUUGGAUAAAUACAUCUCGUCGUAUACUCCGACACUUGGAGCACUUAUUGACGCACAAUCAUCAUGCAGAAACGGAGGAGAAUCAUCUGCUCUUAUUGUUGGCGAUAAAUCACUUCCGUCAGCUACGAAGGAGAUUUGCAACAUCAAGAAUUGUGGCAUACAGGUCAAAUUGCUCAAUAGCAAAACAUCCCAUGAUGCUGUGAUCAAAACAUUGCAGAAAGCAAGAUGGGUCCACUUUGUUUGUCAUGGAGGCUUAGAUCCAAAACCUUUCAACUCGUCAUUCAAGGUAUCCGAGCAUGGGUUGACUUUACUCGAUAUUAUUCAAGCGAAACUUCCAAACGCAGAGUUCGCAUUCCUUUCCGCCUGCCACACUGCCGAACAGUCUCACAAUGGCACAUACGAUGAAGCACUCCACCUUGCUGCAGCAAUGCAAUUUUCUGGAUUUCGAAGCGUGAUUGGAUCGAUGUGGGAGUUGCUUGAUGUGGACGGGCCCUUUUUCGCUAAGACAGUAUAUGAGUACAUGUGCAACUGCAACGAGGGCGAGGCGAGGUACAAGCGUGCGGCUGCUGGACUACGCAAGGCAGCUGUAGAACUCAAAGGACGGGCUGAAGUUCGGGCUGAGAGAUGGGUCAACUUGAUUCACAUAGGCGCUUGA
Fomitiporia mediterranea MF3/22 is the source of this 3309-nucleotide messenger RNA. RefSeq names its product TPR-like protein. The transcript has 2 exons. Gene Ontology annotation, molecular function: protein binding. The coding region runs from base 1 to 3309 and encodes 1102 amino acids. NCBI's taxonomy places the organism in Eukaryota, Fungi, Basidiomycota, Agaricomycetes, Hymenochaetales, Hymenochaetaceae. The record is from RefSeq and is a predicted model, not a curated record.